Messenger RNA from Trichoderma virens Gv29-8, 1629 nucleotides. RefSeq lists its product as uncharacterized. The transcript has a single exon. Lineage: Eukaryota; Fungi; Ascomycota; Sordariomycetes; Hypocreales; Hypocreaceae. Gene Ontology annotation, molecular function: protein binding. The record is from RefSeq and is a predicted model, not a curated record. The coding region runs from base 40 to 1629 and encodes 529 amino acids.
CAGGUAGAUUUGUUUGGCACGUCUGUGCUUGUCUGUCAAAUGUCUGAAGAGCCGUCGUUGCCUCGACUGCCUGCGGUCUCGUGGGAUGAGCAAUCCCAAAGCUUCUCCAACCAGCCCCGCAAGCGUCACCGUAGUUCGCGGGCAGGGAAUCCUUCGUCGCCCUUGAAUUUCAAUUCCAGCGACCCUGCUGUCUUCUCUAGUGACGAUGACCCGGGCCUUGACAACUAUGUGGAAGGGAGAAACAAGAGGCGCUACGUUGGAUCAUGGUUUCAGCAACAGCUUGAAACGGCAGAUGAUGCUACCCCUGCUCCCAUUCAGACAAAACGCUUUUUGAAGAGGGAUUUCGACAGUGGUGUCUUUCUUGGGAGUGAUGCCACCGAUGGCGAAGACCUUAUGGACGGCUUGGAACUCCCGGCUCUGCCAAAGCUACCGCAGUUGGGAACCCGGGCCGUGCCUCGAUUGUCUCAGGCAGAAAUAGAUGCUCUGCGCAAGAUUCAAGACUGCCUAGAGUCGGGCAAUGAAGCGAUAGAUCUUUGGUCCAUGGGCUUGGAGGAAUUAUCGGAUGAUAUCGUCCAUCGCAUGAGUCAAAUUGCUUGUAUCCCGGUCGUGGCUAGGGACGUGGCCUUUGUGCAGAAGGAGCCGGAGCUGAAGCUGUUCCUGUCAUUGAACAGAUUGACACGACUACCUAGCUCACUUUUCGAUAUCAAUCAUCUCACGGUGCUAAGCCUCCGUGGGAACCAGCUCACAGAGCUUCCCUCAGCAAUCUCAAAGCUAAGGAAUUUAAAGCAACUCAACAUAUCGCAGAACCGAUUUAGGCAUCUGCCUGCCGAGUUUCUCGAUUUAUUCAAGGUCGGGGGGAACUUUCGUGAACUGUCCCUCUUUGUCAAUCCGUUCCUACAACCAGAGCAACCCGCUCCGUCUGUCGAAGAUGACGGUCAGAGGCUCUUCCAACCAACACCGUACGAGACACGCACAUACAAAUGGAUAUUCGAUCAUGACACAGUCCCACGAUAUUUGACCCGAUGGCUUGGCCGAUCUCCGUUACAGAUCUCUGACUCUAAUGGCCAGAUUCUGUCAGAGUUCCGUCUUCCAUCAGGAGAGGAAUUCGCGGAAAUACAUGUGCCAGUCGCGGUGUCUAGUGAUCAGUUUGGUCUCUCAGUUUCCUAUUCCCCACGGUCAUCUAAAGAGGAGGCGAGGCCAAGUGUUGUGCCCAGCUUAGUCGAGCUAGCGCUGCAGAGCUGCUAUCGCACCAGCCAGCUUCGUGAACUCGACUCGUAUAUUCCAGAAGGGCUCUCACACCUCAAAACACUGUUGCAGCGCGCCUCUUGGCAGAAAGAUAAUGGCGAGCUGAUUUGCUCAACAUGUCGAAAGACACUCAUUGUGCCUCGACUCGAAUGGAUUGAGUGGCGGGAGAUAUGCAGGGGCACCAUCUUUACAUCGGUAGAAUAUAACACUACAGAGAUGGUUACGAGGCCAUUUACCAAGGAUGAGAAGGAGAUGGCAGUGCCCUUUCUUUAUCGGGCAUGUUCGUGGCGCUGCGGACCCAAGGACUCGGAGAAGAAUAAGGGGUGGUCUUUGCCGAAUCCUGAAUCCGUGGAAGAAGCAGGUCCAGGAGCAGUUCAAGUGUGA